UGUCAAGCGUCUUGUAACGCGUUUUGUGACGCAGAAAGGUCGAAGCAGACAUUUUUGAUUAUUUUACCAUAAAUCUCUGUUUUCUGACAUGACAUCACUAUUGAUGGAGGCGGUUAAGGUUGAGCUAGGCGCAACUGAAAGAUGGCCAGACAAUGUCAAGCUGUUCCAGCAAUAUCAAGUUGAGCAGAUCACAUUUCCAGACUAUGCUGCUUGCCUGAGUGUGAAGACCUAUCUUCACAUGUGUGGCCUCAACUUCACAACUGAGUUGAAAAUUAAUGCAGAAGAAAUGUCACCUUCAGGGAAGGUUCCAUUUAUACAAAUUGGUCCAUUUUUGAUAUCUGAAAUGGAGCCAAUAAUAUCAGCUGUUCAAACAAGGGGGUUCACAUUAAGUGCUGAUCUACCAGACAUACAAAAGUCCGAGCUGAAGGCUUACAUGUCUCUUGUCGGGAACACGCUAGUCAACGCGGAACUCUACCUAGCCUGGAUACAGGAAGAUGUUUAUGAACAGGUAACAAGAGAGCGAUAUGGUUGUAUGCAGCCAUGGCCCCUCAACAGAAUUUUACCCUGCAAGAAAUACUUUGACAUAAAGAGAAAACUUUCCGUUGUGGAUUGGCUAAAUAAAUCAUUUAAUGAGGUUUGUGAGGAAGUGAUAACCUGUUGUGAGGCUCUCUCUGAAAGACUCGGCACCCAGGACUUCUUUUUUGGAAAAAAACCAACAGAGCUUGAUGCCCUUGUGUUUGGUCACCUUUUCACUCUGCUUACUACUGAUCUGCCCAACAAGGAAUUUGCCCAGGUCAUAGGGAAAUACGACAACCUCGUCCAGUUUUGUAAACGAGUCGACCAGAAAUACUAUAAACAGCUGGACAAUGACUACUGAUUUGUUCGGAAAUGUGCUUUGUUUCAAAAUAUUUUAUUUUGUUAUUUGCUGCAUUUUAUUUUUAGAUCUUGAAUAAUACAUGGGCAAUCAUGGAUAAUUAAACUUUUGGAUAAACAAGUUCGAUAUCUUGCACCAGUUCUUGCCAACAAUUGAUAUAACAAGACUGACCUAUCCCAAAUUUGAGCAAAUUGCUAGUGCAGAAAAAGCUGGCUUGCGCCUUUUUGACUACCGCAGAAGUCAGAUUGAAAAAAAGGAAAUUUAUUCAUUUUUUUUUAUCCCAUUGAUUUGCAUUGCAAGUUUUGAAUAUAAUGAAUCUUCAUGUUUACUGGGGAGUUGAAAUAACUGAAAGUAUAAAUCUAUACUCUGCUUUUAAUCGAUAAUUUCAUAAACAUUAAGGUCAUUAAUAUAGACUUGUUAUACUUUGGUCAUAUAAUGCUUAAACUGUUUGUUAAUCAAAGUGCUUAAGAUAUAAUGUGUUCACUGACAGUUUUUGUGUAAAAGUACUUCUUACGGUAGAAGAAGCAUUUAUUUUUUAACUUAAGUAUGUUAUUUGUUCAUAUAAUUAUGCUUUAGUUGUUAACAAUAUGGACACUAUUUGCUUUUAUUAGACCUUAUCAUAUUGGGAGAUUAGGCCUAACGAGACAUGACAUUAAUAAAAGUACUUUUGGUGUUUUUUUGGAAAAUUAUCAAUUAUUGUGUUGCAUAUUAAGGUAUGUUGUGUUCAAAUGGCCAGGAGAGAUUUUUUACUUAGGAGUGAUUUCAAAGGCAGAGUGAUUUCAUUCCUAGGAGAGAUUUCAUACCUAGGAGUGAUUUCAAACACAGGAGUGAUUUCACACACGGGAGUGAUUUCUUACCUAGGGGCAAUUUCAUACCUGGUAGGGAUUCAUACCUAGGAGAGAUUUCUUACCUAGGAGCGAUUUCAUACCUGUUAGUGAUUUCCAUUCUCAUUUAUCAGAGGUUCGAUCGUGAACGGGGCGUUUGAACCAGAGUGUGGUACGUCACUCAGGUGAAAGGUACGUAACUCUGGUGAACGAGAAUGGUGAUUUCAUACUUAGGAGAGAUUUUUAACAGUACAAAUCAUGUAGUACUGCACUGGUGAAAUUCUCCUAGAUAAGAAAUCGCUCCUUACAUUUUUGGCCUAGCUGGGGCACUGCGUAAGAUAACAGCUGUUCAGACAUGAGUCACAAAUCAAAUUAGUUAUAAUAUGACAGUCAUAGAAACAGUGAUUGUUAAAAGCAUCUACUUGAAGUACAAAACCAGUGUGCAAUUACAAUUUGUAGAAUAACUCUAUGCUAGCAACAUUUUUCGUGAUAAAUAACAUAACCUAUGCUAUGCUGUAUUUACAAAAAUAAAAUUAUUUAUAAAA
Molecule: messenger RNA, 2243 nt
Organism: Mya arenaria
Lineage: Eukaryota; Metazoa; Mollusca; Bivalvia; Myida; Myidae
Product: metaxin-2-like
Exons: 8
Coding region: 89-877 (262 amino acids)
Biological process (GO): mitochondrion organization
Cellular component (GO): SAM complex
Source: RefSeq, a predicted model, not a curated record